Molecule: messenger RNA, 1557 nt
Organism: Mycosarcoma maydis (corn smut)
Lineage: Eukaryota; Fungi; Basidiomycota; Ustilaginomycetes; Ustilaginales
Exons: 1
Coding region: 1-1557 (518 amino acids)
Source: RefSeq, a predicted model, not a curated record
AUGAUUGCUGCAAUGAGACCAUCACACGCGCAUCCCACUGCGUCUUCCACCCACUCGAGACCGAGCUCACGCACCUCGUCCCACAACACCACAUCUGCCCUCGCUUCGCCCUCCGUUCAAUCUAAGAAUGAGAAGUUAGCUGCCAAGGCGGCUCUCAACGUUGCCAACGGAAUCUCGGGCAAAAAAGCGUCAGCUACCAAGAAAGCGGCCAAAUCGCAGCAGAACACCGACGUGUCUAAACCAAGCAGCAUCUCCUCUCCUGUCCCUGGCCUCAUUACACUGACUAAGCCCAUGUCCGAAGACCUCCAGGCAUCUAAGCAGCAGAGCUGUCCUUCGAAAUCCAAGAAAGCAAAAGAAGCCAAAUUUGCAUCUGACGAGGCCAUAUCUAAGCCUGUCAGGACUUCGCGUUCUCGAAGGUCCAAGUCGUCUCCUAGAGCCGAUGCAUCCGAGAUGCUUCUUUCCAAAUCUGCUCCCUCUGCCCCGCUCAACUAUGCUCAGCAACCCGAGCUAGAACAUGGUAACGCCAACGGCGUCGAGCAAGCGUCUGCUCUUACUUGGCAGCAGGAGAUGUUUCAGCAUGCCUCGAAUUCCAGGGUAGACCUGUCGCACCAGGGCAACGGCUCCAAGCGCAACAACAAGAAAGCGACCCAGCAUUCGUCGGCUACCAAGCACGACGGCAACCUUGCACACCCACAAAAGGUUCAAGAUGGGCGUGACUCGCCUGCCUUGACCUGGCAGCAAGAGCUGCUUGGGGCCAAAAAGCGUUCUGGUCCGCACUUUGAUGUCUUUGCUGAUGCACGCGACGUCGAGACCUUCGGGACCGAUGAUGGCUCUGCUCAAGGUCACGCUCAUGCCAACGGAAAGGCAAGCAAGAGAAGGCCCAGGACUGGCAGCUUCGGUUCAGGAGGCCAAAAGAACGGUACAAGCGCCAGCAAGGGCCGCGGCAACAAUGUGCCGCUCCACAUCGACGAUCUCUUUGAAUCUGCAAAGGCAGAUGGCAUGGCCAAGUCCAAGUCUGCGCAACUGCAGCGCAACGCCGACGCUCCAGGCGAUGCUACUUGUAUUCAGACUGAAUUUCCUGCUCACGGCGCGCCCAUUCAUAUCGCGCCCUCCACGCCGGUCAAAAAGGUCCAGAACGCCAACGCCAACCAGAACCAGCAGCACCCUGCAGUCGCCGCUGCGAUCGCUUAUGCUGGACCCAACUUCCACAAUUCGCCCUCGCCUGCCAGUUUGCCCGCUCCCAAGUUCCAGAACCGUCUCGGCAAGAGCAGCUCUGAGCUGGAUCGAGGCAUGGUGCGUUCUUCAUCGCUUGCAGCUGGCAGCAGUGGAGAGUCGGGCGGCAGCGAUGACGAGGUUGAAGUGCUGACGCGCGGCGUGCGUGGCAUCACUGCUCCCGCAGAGAUGACCUCCACCCCCACCAGAGCACCUGUGCCCGCAACUGCACCUUCGCACUAUACCGCUGCAGCCGAGUCGCCUGCGGCCAAGCCAAGCAUGCAGCCUGGCGCCACCGUGGAAAGUCUUUUGGCUCGCAUGCUUGGAGGUGCUAGACUUGGUUGA